AUGCGCUGCGGGGCAGCGGUCCGGGCCUGUGGCCAAAGCUGCAGGUCGCUCUUCUCUGGCUUUGAGGGUCGGGUAAAUGGGAGGCUGCUGCAGCGCUUGGCGGGCAGGAGCCGGUCCCUCGGAAGACUGCUGCGGGGGUUCGCGGAGCUCCCCCGGGGCAGCGAGCCGAGAGAAGCCCCCGAGGCCGGCGAGGGGAGCGAGGUGCUUCUCGAGAUCUGCCGGAGAAGGCAUUUCCUCUGCGGCAGUGAGCGCCAGCUCAGCCGAGAUUCUCUUUUGAGCGGCUGCCACCCCGGCUUUGGACCCUUGGGCGUCGAGUUGCGGAAGAACCUGGCCGCAGAGUGGUGGUCCUCGGUGGUGGUGUUCCGGGAGCAGGUGUUCCCGGUGGACGCCCUCCACCACCGGCCCGGCCCCGCGCGGCCGGCGGACAGUGCCUUCAGGUUAGUUUCCGCAGACGCUCUACGUCAAAUCGUGCAAGACAAAGAGCUGAGUAAGGAACAGCUUGUAGCGUUUCUUGAGAACGUAUUAAAAACUUCUGGGAAACCACGGGAGAGCCUUCUUCACGGUGCUCUGGAGCACUAUGUUAAUUGCCUGGAUUUGGUAAAUAGGAGGCUCCCGUAUGGCCUUGCUCAGAUUGGAGUGUGCUUUCAUCCUGUGUGCGGUAGUAAACCAGAUGGCAUUCAAAGAAUUGGCGAGAAGACUGAAGCCUCCUUGGUGUGGUUUACUUCAGCGAGAACAGCGAGCCAGUGGCUUGAUUUCUGGUUACGUCAUCGACUGCUGUGGUGGAGAAAGUUUGCAGUAAGGCCAUCUAACUUCAGCAGCAGUGAGUGUCAGGAUGAAGACGGACGAAAAGGAAACCAACUUUACUACAGUUUUCCGUGGGGAAAGGAGUCAAUAGAAACUCUGUGGAAUCUAGGAGAUCGUGACCUCUUACAGAUUUAUCCUGGAAAUGCGUCUGAAUUACACGGCCGAGAUGGACGGAAAAAUGUUGUUCCUUGUGUUCUCUCCAUAAAUGGAGAUCUAGACCGAGGCAUGCUGGCUUACCUCUAUGAUUCUUUUCAGCUAACAGAGAACUCCUUUACAAGAAAGAAACAUCUUCACAGAAAGGUGCUUAAACUUCACCCUUGUCUGGCCCCGGUUAAAGUUGCUGUGGAUGUGGGAAGAGGCCCAACAGUGGAACUACGACAGGUUUGUCAAGGAUUAUUUAAUGAAUUAUUAGAAAAUGGAAUUUCUGUAUGGCCUGGUUACUUGGAAACUGUGCCCUCUUCAUUGGAGCAACUUUAUGCAAAGUAUGAUGAAAUGAGUAUCCUUUUCACAGUUUUGGUGACGGACACCACUUUGGAGAACGGAUUGAUACAUUUGAGAAGUAGAGACACCACAAUGAAGGAGAUGAUGCAUAUAUCCAAAGUGAAAGACUUUCUAGCCAAGUACAUAUCAUCAGCUAAGAAUUUAUAA
Molecule: messenger RNA, 1452 nt
Organism: Elephantulus edwardii (Cape elephant shrew)
Lineage: Eukaryota; Metazoa; Chordata; Mammalia; Macroscelidea; Macroscelididae
Gene: POLG2
Product: polymerase (DNA directed), gamma 2, accessory subunit
Exons: 8
Coding region: 1-1452 (483 amino acids)
Biological process (GO): mitochondrial DNA replication
Cellular component (GO): cytoplasm; mitochondrion
Source: RefSeq, a predicted model, not a curated record